This is a messenger RNA of Peniophora sp. CBMAI 1063, 1590 nucleotides long. NCBI's taxonomy places the organism in Eukaryota, Fungi, Basidiomycota, Agaricomycetes, Russulales, Peniophoraceae. The record is from the annotation of a GenBank genome assembly.
AUGUCUGCGCAGUCAGAGCUUCCUAUGACGAACGAAAAAUCACGACCAGAGUCUGCGGUCACCGUGGCCGGAGAUGCCCCGACUCCAAUAAAACCCAAAGACUCGAACGACAAUGAUUUUCUUCCCGCCACAAAUACUGACGGUGUCCCUCCCGGUGCUACUCGUAGGGGUGACACCCUCAUCCUAGAUUGGGAUGGCCCCGACGACCCGGGCAACCCGAGAAACUGGACGCAGUUCAAGAAAUGGCGAGCAAUGCUCAUCGUCUCCUCAUUCACUUUCAUCUCGCCAGUCUCGUCCUCCAUGAUUGCACCUGCAAUGGGCCAACUACAAGAGGCUUUCAACAUUACCUCGACUGUGCUGCUCGCAAUGACGACGAGCGUCUUCGUGCUGGCGUAUGCGUUCGGACCUCUAUUCUUGGGACCAUUAUCGGAAUUAUACGGCCGUUCGCGCGUGCUACAGAUCUCAAACAUGUGGUACUUGGCCUGGAACCUCGGCUGUGGCUUUGCGCAGAAUAAAGGGCAGUUGAUCGCCUUCCGUUUCAUGGCCGGGCUGGGUGGCUCCGCGCCAUUAUCAAUCGGUGGUGGAGUCAUCGGUGACCUCUUCACGCCUGAGCAUCGAGGGCAGGCUAUCGCUAUCUACUCCCUGGCCCCGCUCAUCGGACCGGUAGUCGGGCCUAUCGCUGGAGCAUGGAUUGCUGAAAGGUCCACAUGGAGAUGGGUGUUCUGGUCGACCACGAUCGUCGAUGCCGCAAUUCAAGUAUUGGGUCUCUUCUAUCUUCGCGAGACGUACGCCCCUGUUCUGCUUGAGCAACGCGCCGAACGCCUGCGCAAAGGCAGCGACAUAGAGAAGAACAUAGAGAUCAGGACGGUAUACGAAGAAAAGAUGGACCGAGACUGGAAGGUGGUCAUGAAGAAGUCACUCAUCCGACCUUUCGUCCUCUUCUACUAUGAGCCCAUCAUUCAGCUGCUGGGAGUCUACAUGGCUUUCGUCUACGGGCUGAUGUAUCUCGUGUUGACGACGAUCCCGGGUAUCUUCGAAGGCGUUUACCAAGAGGAUGUCGGAAUUGCGGGCCUGAACUACCUAGCCCUUGGUGUUGGCCUCACGGGUGCUUCACAGAUCAAUGCGCGCUUGCUGGACUACCUCUAUCGCAAGCUCAAGGAACGUAAUGGUGGUGCUGGCAAGCCCGAAUAUCGUCUACCAUCUAUGUUCCCUGGGACGCUCAUUCUUCCUGCUGGUCUCUUCAUCACGGGAUGGACCGCGCGCGCCGAUGUCCACUGGAUAGCGCCCGACAUCGGCAUCGCGUUGAUUGGGGCUGGUGUCAUCUUGAACUUCCAGGCCAUCCAAACCUAUGUAAUUGACGCCUUCACCUUGCACGCUGCCUCUGCGCUUGCAGCUGUCGCAUUCCUCCGCAGUCUUUGCGGUUUCGGUUUCCCUCUAUUUGCUCCCGCCAUGUACUCUGCUCUAGGAUAUGGCAAAGGCGACUCGAUUCUGGGAGCCGUCGCUAUCGUCAUUGGCUGUCCCGCUCCCUAUCUCUUUUGGCACUACGGCGAGCGCAUCCGCAAGGCAAGCCGUUACGCUCACAAAUCUUGA